AUGUCUCUGAAAGAUAAAUGUUCUAAUCCAUUGGUCUGCCUAGUCAUAUUCCUAGUCGUCUUCGUGCUUGCUCUAUUGGCAACUGUUAUUGUUUUGAAAAUCGAUAGCGAGCCGAUAGUAAUUCAGAAGGAGCCUCUGGUGUCUCCAAAGGAAAAUGAUAAUGGUACUUCUCAAGCUAGGCCUUCUACUUUGAAACCGAGUGCCAGCGAUUCAGGAAAUGUUGAGGAAUUCAAAUCCAGCCCUGAUAUAGUUAUUGGAUCAGUUUCUACCACGGAGACACUAGUAACAGGAACUGAAUCGGUUGCUCCUGUGACUGUCAAACCAAAUAUUCCGACUUUGAAAUCUCGAAAUGUUUGUGAAACUCCGGAAUGUAUUACGUUGGCUCAUCAAUUGCUUAAUUGGCACGACCCGAGCAUUGAUCCAUGUGUAGACUUUUAUAAAUCGGCAUGCGGAAAGUACAAUGAGCAUACUGUAGUUGAAGGUACAAGGAACAAUAAAAAAUCUAUUAUUGUGCAGAAUUUGAUUGAAGAAUUUCUUCAAACUGAUAAGAAUCCCGCGACUAAAACGGAGAGAGCGUUCAAAUUGUUUUAUAAGAAAUGUGAAGAGUUGAAAGAUGACAAGGCGAUGAAAAGAAAUUCUAAACAAGCAUUAAAGGAUAUUUUUGGUGAUAUAAAAAGUUUUGGAUCAUGGCCACUGGCAGAGAAGAGAUGGAGCAAAUCGAAAUUUAAUUUGAAUGAUAUGCUUUCUAAUAUCGCUCGUUCGGGAGAACUGAAUUUUGGGUUGUUUCAAAUGGACACUAUGGGAAACAAACACUUCUCCAUCAGCCCAAUUUUCGAGCGACAACAGAAUGAGAAUCUGAAGGAAACUAUCAAAAGUAUUCUAACUGAAAAUGGAAUUAAAGUCACUGCCAAGACUUUAAAUGAUGACUUUCAAGAUUAUGAGGAUUUUAUAAAAGUACUCGAUCAGCAUGACUAUAUCGAUGAAGACGAGAACUUAGACCUUUCUGAUCUAGAAGAGAAAAUUCCAAGUAUAGAUUUUGGAAGGAUCAUUGAAAACUUGGUGAAUCCGAAGAAGAAAACGAAUACAACUUUUUUGAAGAAAAUUGAAGAUAUGACAUAUCCGACGGAUCAAUUAUUAUUUUUUGAUAAGAAGAAAAAUCUCGAAAAAAUCUUGAAAAAAACGUCUGCAAGAACAUUGGCUAAUUUUCUAAUCUUCCAUUUCAUCAACCUCUCCUCUCAAGACCUUUCCAUCUACCCCACUGAUAUUAAGAGCACAGAUUGUGCAGAGACUGCUAUAAAUUCUCUCAAUGAAGCUGCUCUUUCAGCUUUUAUAAAUAACCAUUUUGAUAAAGAGAAUCUGGAAAUUGUAUCUGAAAUGGUGGAGGAAACGAAGGAGAAUUUUAUCGAAAUGAUUCAAGAAUCCACGUGGCUUCAUGAAGAAACCAAAAAAGCUGCGAUUCUGAAAGUUGAGAAAAUAAAGAAGACAAUUGGAUAUCCGAAGGAAUUCAAAGUGCCUGGAUCGUUGGAUAAGGCGUUCAAAAAUGUAUGUACACAUAUUAGCUCGGCACUGUGCUUACAACUGCGCUCCGCCGAAAUUUCCUUGAGAAAUGUCUCAUAUUCUCUGAAUCUCUAG
This is a messenger RNA of Caenorhabditis remanei, 1632 nucleotides long. RefSeq lists its product as uncharacterized. The transcript is spliced from 7 exons. Gene Ontology annotation, biological process: protein processing. NCBI's taxonomy places the organism in Eukaryota, Metazoa, Nematoda, Chromadorea, Rhabditida, Rhabditidae. The coding region runs from base 1 to 1632 and encodes 543 amino acids. The record is from RefSeq and is a predicted model, not a curated record. Gene Ontology annotation, cellular component: plasma membrane. Gene Ontology annotation, molecular function: metalloendopeptidase activity.